CGUUGGCCGUCGCGUCGUUGAACGUGCUUUGCUCGCGCGGAGAUUCAAAGGGAAAAUGUGCAAUUAGAAAUAGUGGUUUUUACGUGAAAUUAGAGGUUUUUAAAGUUUUUAAAAGUUGAAGUGAAGAGAAUAGUUAAGAUAAUUGAGCUGAAGUAAUUUCGCCAAAGAAGUUAGACUGAACCAUGUUCUCCUUCCCGGCCCUGCCCGUCGAGUACAGCAACUUCCACCGUUCGUCCCAGCUGGUGUCCAACGCGCUCGCCAUGAGCAACACCCCGCCGGGCUACCCGUCGCCGUGGCUCGUACCCGGCCAGGACUACUCCCCUCUAUCGUACUCGGCAAUCCAGUCGCAUAACUCAGCCGCACCCAUCAAUCAUCCCCCCGUUGAUCCCAAACAGCUCGAGCAGCGCAAGGAAAAGUCCCGCGAUGCUGCGCGAUCCCGAAGAGGCAAGGAGAACUCCGAGUUCUACGAGCUGGCCAAGAUGCUACCGCUGGAGGCGGCCAUCACGGGUCAGCUGGACAAGGCGUCGAUCAUCCGGCUGACGAUGAGCUACCUCAAGCUGAAGGAGUUCAGCGAGCAGGGAGUUCCGACUUGGCCUAGGGAAUCCAUACGAUCCAACGACAUCUUCGAGAACCACAUCGGAACGCACAUCCUGCACCUGCUGGACGGGUUCUCGCUCGCCACCAGCGUAGACGGACGCUUCCUGUACAUCUCCGAGACGGUCACCAACUGCCUGGGGUUGUCCCAGAUCGAGCUGACCGGCAGCAGCAUCUUCGACUACGUCCACAAGGACGAUCACGCCGAGCUGGAGCACCAUCUCGGGAUCAAGAAGAACCCCGACUACUCGGACUACGUGUAUCCGGAGCACUCGACGCCCUCCCCGACCAAGGACGUCAAGCCGGAGCACCUUUCAGAAUCGUUCCAAGGAGACGAUCGAGCCCUCUGCAUCCGGAUGAAGUCCACGCUCACCAAGCGGGGUUGCCACUUCAAAUCGUCCGGCUAUCGGGUGAUCCUGCUGCUGUGCCGACUCCGCAAGCGGAACGCCGACAUCGAUCAGCGCCAGUCCAUGAUCGGCUCGGUCGGCAUCGGCAUGGAACUGCUGCCUCCGGCACUGCACGAGAUCAAGCUGGAGUCGGACAUGUUCACGUUCCGGACGGGGCUGGACCUCGCGAUCGUGCACUGCGAGGCGAGGAUCACCAGCUUUUUGGGCUACUCGGCGGAGGAGCUGCUCGGGAAGAGCGUCUACUCGCUGUGCCACGGCCAGGACAUUGAGAAACUUCGGCGGAGUCACAGAGAACUGAUCGAAAAGGGCCAAAUUCUGACCCCAUUCUACCGGAUCCUGCACAAAACGGCCGGCUACUUCUGGAUCCAAACGUGCUACACGAUGGUCUGCCAGUCUAAGAGCGCGGCCGACCAGACGGUGGUGUGCGUCAACUACGUCAUCAGUGGGCCCGAGCGGGACAGCCCGAUUCUGGACAUCACGCAGGUGCCGAACCUGAGCGCCGAGGACUGCGACAGCGGAUUCCGGGUGAAGCGAAGCGCAACGGCCACCUCGGCGGAGGUGGAGAUCAACGGUGAGGAUCACGACCUGAACGGGAAUCAGCUGUGCAGUAAGAAACCACGAAUCAAGGCAGAAAGUCCUGAGCGCGUCUCCAUUAUCGAGCACCACGUGCAGACUGAGAAGAAGUCUUCGAGUGGCAGGAAGAGCUCCUCGAACCGGGCCAGUGUAAUCCGGAUGUCGAACAAGACGUCCUCCAAGAAGGUGCUUCAGGAAAGCGAAUAGAGUUCACUAACUGUAAGGUCCUGAGUAAUUUUGAAAGAAUUUUUAUAUAGUUUAUAAAGGGAUUAGGAGUACGAGCCACUUUUGGUUUUACUCAGGAACUAAGUUUAGUACAAAUAUGCAAUUUAAAGAAUACUUCAUGGAAAUGCCCACUUCAUCAGUUAAAGUAAUAGGGAAUUACGUGCAAAAGUUAAUCGUCCAGUGCCAAAAUGCAACUGUAGUUAUAAAGCAAAA
Culex quinquefasciatus (southern house mosquito) is the source of this 2012-nucleotide messenger RNA. RefSeq names its product protein trachealess. Gene Ontology annotation, molecular function: RNA polymerase II transcription regulatory region sequence-specific DNA binding; DNA-binding transcription factor activity, RNA polymerase II-specific; protein dimerization activity. Gene Ontology annotation, biological process: regulation of transcription by RNA polymerase II. Bases 183 to 1781 code for a protein of 532 amino acids. The record is from RefSeq and is a predicted model, not a curated record. Gene Ontology annotation, cellular component: transcription regulator complex; cytoplasm; nucleus. The transcript has 4 exons. NCBI's taxonomy places the organism in Eukaryota, Metazoa, Arthropoda, Insecta, Diptera, Culicidae.